AGGUUUGCGACAGAGGCCGCGGGUCCGGACCGGGGAGCUUAGAGGGGACCCGCAGCUCAGCUCUGGGCUGUCCGCCGGCGUCGAAGGUCUGUCCCUUCCUCACGCUCCCGUCCGGGUUCCUGAGUCUCAGCACCGAAUCCCGGCGGGGUGUAGACGCGGAGCCACGUCCCCCGGCGCCUCCAGGACUCCCCAGGGUGCUGGCGCCUGGGGACUCCAAGCUGCUGGAGAUGAGGCGAGGCAGGCUCCGGCAGAGCGGCCCCCGCGUGUGAGCGCCCACCCUCCGCCACCGCCGGGACUUCCUGGGCCCCAGGGGUCCCGCCAUGCGCGCGCCCUGAGCUGCAGGCCUUGGCAUCGCGGAACUGAGGCUCCGGGAGGCUAUGCUGGCUCGCUUUUGAGUGGCCUGUGGAGAGUUGAAGAAACUCCAAAAUGGAGGACUUUACUGCCAGGACCUACGGCACCAGUGGCCUGGACAACAGACCUCUGUUUGGGGAGACGUCGGCGAAGGAUCGAAUCAUCAAUUUAGUUGUUGGCAUCCUGACAUCCUUAUUGAUUCUAGUAACACUGAUCAGUGCAUUUGUUUUCCCUCAACUACCUCCAAAGCCGUUGAAUAUAUUUUUUGCUGUCUGCAUCUCUUUAAGUAGUAUUACUGCCUGCAUACUUAUCUACUGGUAUCGACAAGGAGACUUAGAGCCGAAAUUUAGAAAGCUAAUUUACUAUAUCUUAUUUUGUAUCAUCAUGUUAUGUAUAUGUGCAAACCUGUACUUCCAUGAUGUGGGAAGGUGAGACUGCCAAGAAAAAAAUACCAGGACUCUUCCAAACUAUAAAGUAGGACAAUGAAUAAAUAAUCAUUGGAUUAAGUAUGCUGAAUACUCUCCUGCAGAAGUCUGAUACAUGAUUUUCAUGUUAACUGCAAUUUUAAAUUCCCUCUUGUAUGGGAGACAUACAUCAUAGAUCACUUCGUUUUUCUUUAAGGUAAACAUUCCAACCCUUAAAGCUCAAUAGCACAAGUCAUUUUCACUUUUGAAAUGAAAAUUUUUUACAAUGUAAUUGCAUGGCAAAAGGCUAUGUAACAAACAAGAUCUUGCAUUUUAAGACAAAUAUUCUUUUAUUUCUGUUAAACAUACAAUUAUUGUUCCCUAGGCAACCAACUUUUGCUUAUAACUACAAUUUCAUUUCACGUUAACAAAACAGUGAAGACAACUUUGAUUGUGAAGAUCUAAUUACAAUAAUAAAUAAAAUAAUUUAUACAA
Tupaia belangeri chinensis (Chinese tree shrew) is the source of this 1250-nucleotide messenger RNA. It is a transcript of the gene TMEM243, whose product is annotated as transmembrane protein 243. The transcript is spliced from 5 exons. NCBI's taxonomy places the organism in Eukaryota, Metazoa, Chordata, Mammalia, Scandentia, Tupaiidae. The coding region runs from base 427 to 783 and encodes 118 amino acids. The record is from RefSeq and is a predicted model, not a curated record.